Equus quagga is the source of this 1925-nucleotide messenger RNA. RefSeq names its product sosondowah ankyrin repeat domain family member D (gene SOWAHD). The transcript has 2 exons. Gene Ontology annotation, molecular function: protein binding. NCBI's taxonomy places the organism in Eukaryota, Metazoa, Chordata, Mammalia, Perissodactyla, Equidae. The record is from RefSeq and is a predicted model, not a curated record. The coding region runs from base 155 to 1354 and encodes 399 amino acids.
CUCCUGAGGAGAUAAGAGGGAAGGGCGAAGGAAGGGGGCGGGGAGCGAGCGCCCCGGAGCUCAAGGAUCGCGCUCCCCGAGCCUUGGCUGGAAGCCGAGCUCAGCCCACCGGAGAGGGGGCGCCCUAGAGCCUCCUUAGCCAGCAGCUGCGGAGAUGCUGAGAAGCCGGCUGCAGGGGCGGCGGGGCUGCUCCGGGCGGCGCUCGGGGCCACUGGCAGUCCGCCCCCGCCCCAUCGGGGCCCGCGCCGUGCGGGAGGCGGGGCUGCCCUGCUCACCUGGCCGUUUGGGGCGGGGCCGCCGGCGACCCGGGGCAGCGGAGCGCCAGUUCCUCUCCCGGUGGGGCCCGGGAAGGGCAGCGAACGCUAGACCCUGGAACCGCCGCGGCGGCAGCUGCAGGACCAUGGCCGAGCCCCGAGAGGCCGCGAACCCGGCGCCCAAGGCCUCCCUGGCACCGACCGCGCUGAGCCUGCGGAGCGCCCCGCAGCCCCGCCCCUCGAAAGUGGUCACCGGCAGCCUGGGCAGGUACCGGGGCCACGCCGCCGCCGCCGCUUCCCGGGAGCCCCUCUUCCACGGUUCGCUUAUGCUCUCGGGCUCGGGGCGCCGGCGGGGAGCGCUGCGGGAGCUACUGGGGCUGCAGGGGGCGGCUCCCGCCGGGUGGCUGUCGGAGGAGCGCCCAGAAGAGCAGGCCCCCGGCGGGUCGAGCGGACCGGGCGGCAGCGGGCUGUGCCUGGAGCCCCGGGAGCACGCGUGGAUACUGGCAGCCGCCGAGGGCCGCUUUGAGGCGCUGCAGGAGCUGCUGGAAGCCGAGCCGGGGCUUCUGCUGCGCGGCGACCCGAUCACGGGCUACACGGUGCUGCACUGGCUGGCCAAGCAUGGGCGCCACGAGGAGCUCAUCCUGGUGCACGACUUCGCCCAGCGCCAGGGGCUGCGGCUCGACGUGAGCGUCCCGGGGAGCGGCGGCCUCACGCCCCUGCACCUGGCAGCCCUGCAGGGCCAUGACAUGGUCAUCAAGGUGCUGGUGGGCGCCUUGGGGGCUGACCCCACGCGUCGCGACCACAGCGGCCACCGGCCCUGUCACUACCUGCGGCCCGACGCGCCCCAGAGCCUGCGGGAGCUGUCGGGGGCCGAGGACUGGGAGACGGCGGGCGGCAGCGAGCGGAUCAACGCCAACAACAAUAGCAGCGGCGGCGCCGCGUGGACGCUGCGACGGACCCCGAGCGCGGUGGGCGCAGCGGCCGUGGAGACGACAGCGAGAACCGCGGCGGCGCCCGGCAAGAAGGACUCGACGGGCAGCCGCAUGGCGCAAAUUCAUGGCCUUCUCCGCCACGUGUUCCCCUUUUUCCAGGACCGCUGAGGACGACGGAGACUAGAGGCUGCGGAGGGAGCGCGACGCGGUGGCGAGGCCUCGGUCCUGGGUUGUCCCGGGUCCCACCGAAGAGGCGGCGCCUCGGACGCGACUCUGACCACCGCCCAGUGCGCUGGGCCCGCAAGCAGCAGAGCACCUCGGGGUCUGUCUCAGGUACCUGUCCCAGGUCUCUUGCGGCCGCUGGCCAGGAGACCCGGGGAGCAAGGCACCCCUAACCGUGGGAGAGCAACGACCAAGCUGUCCCGGCCCCGAAUCCCAAAGCUACAGGACUAAAGGAGUUAGGAGCAGGAGUGUGGUCCUGCUUGCGAGAGGGAAAGUUAAGCUUCCAGUUGCCGUUUCUGGGCAGGUGGAAGCUCUGGGUUUAUUAGGAAACCCUUGCUAGAAGAGUGAGUUAAGACUGUGACCCACUGAUGGAGAGGAAGCGCCCAACUGCAGGCUUGACUUGGCUACUAACGGGUCACUUUGUGCUGGCAGAGUCAGCCCCUGGCAACCUGCUUCAGAGACUACCAGGCCUUUCUGGUACAUUUUCUAAUGUAUCACGGAUGACUUAAGUUUAUUA